Cynoglossus semilaevis (tongue sole) is the source of this 4616-nucleotide messenger RNA. RefSeq names its product MAP7 domain containing 2a (gene map7d2a). The transcript is spliced from 18 exons. The coding region runs from base 166 to 2889 and encodes 907 amino acids. Gene Ontology annotation, biological process: microtubule cytoskeleton organization. NCBI's taxonomy places the organism in Eukaryota, Metazoa, Chordata, Actinopteri, Pleuronectiformes, Cynoglossidae. The record is from RefSeq and is a predicted model, not a curated record. Gene Ontology annotation, cellular component: microtubule cytoskeleton.
GCUCUUUCUUCUUCCUCCUCUUCCUCCUCCUCCUCCUCCUGCUGCCGCUGCUGCUGCCGCUGCAGGGAAAUCAGAUACUGUUGCUGCAUUGGCAUCACUGUAGAACGUUCUCGGUGACGGCGCCUCUUCCAUCUCCUUCUCCAUCUCUGCUUCUUGAAGCGUACCAUGGCGAAAACAGCCGCGCCGUCCGGCGGCGCUCUGGCAGAACAAACUGUACAUCGAUCAGAGCUCCUGAAAGGUGAAAAGAUGGCUGCACCCUCCAUCACACUGUUCCCUGAAAAGAAAUCACCCACGAACGGACACGGCUCUCCAGGACGAGCUGGGAAAACUAUCAUUCCAGCUCCGUCACACACCGAGAAAAAGCCACACGUUAACGGACAGGCGUCUCCGUCUCACCUGGCCGCGAACCACGCAGCUAAACAACUUGUGGACGGUUACAUGAAGACAGACGACAGGAUGAGAUUAGCCAAAGAGCGACGCGAGGAGAAGGAGAGAAGCCUGGCGGCCCGGGAGCAGCUGAUGAGGGAGAAGGACCGCAGAGCUCGGCUGCAGUACGAGCGUACGGUGGAGGAGCGAUGGAGACGCCUGGAGGAGCAGAGGCAGAAAGAGGAGCAGCGUAGAGCUGCAGUGGAGGAGAAGAGGAGGCAGCAGCUGGAGGAGGAGAGGGAGCGACUGGACGCCCUGAUGAAACGGUCUCUGGAGCGAAGCCUUCUGCUGGAGCAGAGGGGCAAACGGUGGAGCAGGGGCUGCACCAACGGAGCAGGUGACAGUGAGAAUGCCCCACUCCCUUUCUCUGCUGCCUCCGCCUUUUCCCAUGGCAUUGCCUCCCCCCUUCCUGCUGUCAGCGAAUCUGCACCCUGCAGUCCUCACAGGUCACCAUUCGGCACCACACUGACCUCUGCAGAUCACAGUAGACCUGGUCUUCAGGGAGGCUCUCAGUCCACACCCAACACCCCCAAGAAACAGCGUCUGCGCAGAGAGAGAAGAACGGCAUCGCCUGGAUACGGAUCUCCUGUCAGAAGACCAGAAUCCCCAGCGUGUGUGUCCAAGCAGUUGGCCUCACCCACUACCUCCAAGUUGACGUCGAAGGUAAGGCCCCAGUCUCCCAACGCUGCACACCAGAACUUCUCUCCUACAAGACCUCGACCAAACGAGAAGAUGGAGAGACACGUUGAAGAACCCGCAGCUGAGACCGGGCUGAAAAAGAGUUCCAACACGAGCAGCACAACUCCAACCACGCCACAGGCCGGCGGUGAAACCCCUAAAGUCAAACCAUCCUCUGAGCGGCACCUCAGAGAGGACACACACACGAAGAAUCAGUCUCCUGACAGAAAGGAUCAAACAGUUCCCAGAGCGGACUCUUCAGAGAAGAAGACUCCGAACAACAACAACGCUCCGGACGGAGACGGUAAAACUGAAUCAGCGACGCAGGCGGCGAGAGCAGCAGCCGGCACCACCAGUGCUGAGGAGGCCACCAGGCUGCUGGCAGAGCGCCGACGUCAGGCCCGAGCUCAGAAAGAACUGGAAGAGAAGAAACAGGAACAGGAGAAAGAGGAACGGCUUAAGGAGGAGCAGUUAAGGAACCAAACGCUGAAGGAGAAGAGACAGCCGGACGUGAAACAUCAACCUGUAGAGGAGAAGAAGAAGAAAAAUGAAGGAGAGGAUCUUCACAGACUACAACAACAGAAGGAGGAGAAGGAGAAGGAGAAGGAGAAGGAGAAGGAGGUGUUUCACACACAGAUGGACAAAGAGAAAGACAAAUCCAAAGUCCAACCUCAGGAGGACACAGAGCGUCAGCGACAAGACAGAGACAUGCAGACACAACAAGAAGAGGAGCGGCAACUCAGAAAAAAGAGAAUCGAGGAGAUCAUGAAGAGAACCAGGAAGGUUGAAGCCGACCUGAAGAAGGAAGAAGAGGCGCUGACCCGGUCAGUCUCACCGCCAGGGGUUGUAAAGACGGUUCAGUCUAGCACUCAGGUGAUUCAGCAAACCUGCAAAAAGGUUGAGUUUCAGGUCAAAGAGGUGGUCACUGUGGUCCAGGCCAGCACCAAGGACAGAGGUCCGGUCAGUAGGGAAGCGGUGUCAGCAAAAGGAGCACAGCAAAUGGAGAGUCACAAGAGUGUCCAUGUUCGAAGCAGCACUCAUCAUCAGGUGACGUCAGCAGACCACGUCGCCGAGAAGAGGCCGGACUCCAAGGGAACCAGCAAAGAGCUCGUCGGCCCGGGGGGUAAAACCUGCGCUGUGGAGCACCGCAGAAAAGAGGUGGCAAAUAAUGUCAAUCAGCAGCACACAGACCAUAAGAAAACAACAGUCCAAAUGAACAAGGAGACGACAAACGUGAAAGCAGAAGCCAAAGCCAAACCACAGCAGGGCGGCGUGAUGAACGGAGCUGUGGAGGGGAAAGGAAGUUCCUUGAUGAGCGGACGAGCGACGGCAGAGAAAAACAAACAUCAGAGCUCGCACCUGUCAGCGGCGGCAGGAAGUCACAAAGGAGGAUCCCAGGUGGAGGCCAUUAGACCCUCAGUGCCCCCCCUGCUGGUAAGACACCUGUCACCACCCGUCAUUAAGCUGGAGCCACUGGAUGUGAAGGGGACAGGGUCAUGUAAUGAGGUGCAGGCAAUGGAGAUCAGCCCUUCUUCAAAGGAGGAGUUAAUCUCAAUCCCCAGGUUCUCGCCGGUGAACGAGAUCCAGCCGGGCGGCCUGAGUAACGCCCGCGCUCUGGAGGAUCUCAUGGACCUGACGGGCAGCGUCACGUACCAAAGAACCUCCUCUGAAAUCAACCUGGGCGACUGCAACAAGAACCUGAUCGAGGGUGUGGUCAGCCCCGUCACAGACUCUAAGCUCCUCGGAGUUUCACCUUCAUCGUCAAAUAAACUUAACAUCAAGUAAAGCAUCAGAUCUCACCCACACACCUCCAUCGCUUGCCUGUUCUCUCCGUACCCUCGUAGAAAAAAAAUAAACCUCUGUGUUGUUAUAUACGUUGAAGGAAAUAGAGCCAUAAAAAUAUUAUCGUAGCUUAGACUAGAAAAUUGAAAGCCACUUAUUUUCAGUAAAACGUCUUGGCGUAAGGACAGCUGUGAUCGUCAGAGAGUGUGUGGAAUAUUCUUCUUCCUCUUUUUCUUCUUAUUCUGACUGAUGACUGAUUUGGCCAAAGUCUUUUUCUGCCUCCACCUCAACCAUCUGCCCCACUUGCCCCUCUAACUUAACCUCCACACUGCUCCACUCAUCAUUCUCUAAAGAUUAUAGUCUCAUUUAUGAUAUUUCUACCUCUACUCUAAACCCAUCUGCCACUCAGACAGCACAGCACACUCCCCUAUUGUAUUGCCCUGCACCACAUUUACAUACUUUUCUGCCACUCCCAAUCUUCUAAUUCUUCCACUAUAUCCUACUUGCUGACGAAGGGACUAGAGGCUGUAGUUCUCUCCUUGGCCACACUCUUGACUUAUCACGGUUUGAAGCUACUGUUCAGUUUCAAGCACGAUCCAACGUCCGAAGUCAUUCAGUGGCAGUAGCUGAAAGGAGAAGCAUGAUUGUCUCGUUACCAUAAUAGUCAGAUUCUCAAUACUUAAAAAAAUACUUUGCAGGCAGUACUGUAUUACUCAUGCAUGUACAGAUGAUUGACUCAAACAUAAUAGGACUAAAUCCAGUGUCGGAUCAUCUACGUUUAAGGACCUUUCUCUCUGCGAUAGCUAAUUUAGCAAGUUCAUUUUAGGAACUUCAACAACUUUCAGCUGUGACUUUCCAUCUGCACAUACAGUAGUGUGAAGUCUAGCCCAAAGCUUUUGGCCUGAAUGUUAUUGCACAUUUUAUUAAAAUCAUCAGUAGUCAUGAAAAAAAAUGCACAACAUCAUCACCACAUGCUUGACAACGCCUGACUUUAACUUUGCACAUGUAGAGCCCGUGAAUAAUAUUAAAGUCAACUUGAAUCAUUUAACGAUUUUAUUUAUUUAUUUAUUUAUUGGUGGGUCGAGCACCAGAGUACGUUUGUUCAGCNNNUUUGUCUGCCCUAAAGCGAUGUAAAGGCUGUUCAAGGCACCUGGUGUCUGUAAACUAAGACAAACAACAACAAAGUUUCUGUCAAUAAAUAUCCAGUGUUGAAUCGACUGAACUUGAAUGAAGUUUUUGUGCCACAGUUUUCGUACCGAUGUUUUUCUUGAGCUGGAUGAUACCUCUUUGUCUUGUUUUUGCUGCAUUCCUUGUCAUCAUUUAAAGAAUUCCCUAAAGCUGUAAUUAUUACUUCUUCUUUUUUGGAACAUUUGUUCUGCUUUUAUGUCAUGUAAAAAUAUAUUUCUUUAAAAAAAAUGCCUUAUGGACAGGUGUCAUGUGUGAGCUGAGACACUUGAACCUUGGUUUAAAAGUAAAAUUACACCCAGCUGCAGGUAUGAGUUUGCACAAUGGAACAUCGGCACAGGUUUGUGUUCCUCAGACUCAUUGCUUUCUAAGGCUUUGAGUUGUUGUCUGUGAAGAAGCCGUACUAGUCAUGGAAAAUUCAUUGUUAUUGUAAAAGCAAUCAGGAUCAACUCCUUAAGUAAUGUAAUUUCUGUAGACAUUGUGCACGGUUAGCAUGUUCAUGACAAAGCUACUUGGAACAAUAAAAGUACAUUUUAAGUUCUGUA